AUGGAGAGCAGUCGCAUGCCACUGAGUGCCACCCCUCGCAUGCCAUGCAGCCUCCAAACCCUUGCGCGCCGCAACCUUCUCCGUGGCCUUCACCUCCGGAAGGACGCGAGGCAGCCACGACGUCUCUCAGUCUCAUGCGAGGCGACCGGCGGCUGCCGCGUCGACCGCCGUGAGGUGCUCCUCGGUCUCGGCGGCGCCGCGGCUGCCGGUCUGGCCACGGACAAAGGUCGAGGCGCGAUCGCCGCGCCCAUCCAGGCCCCGGACCUCCGCAACUGCCAAACGCCCGAGCUCCCGAACACGCCGCCGGACACCAACUGCUGCCCGACGCCCGGCACCGGCAUCACCGACUUCGUGCUGCCGCCCGUCUCCUCGCCGCUCCGCGUGCGUCCGGCAGCGCACCUGGUGGACGCGGGGUACCUGGCCAAGUACGAGAGGGCCGUGGCGCUCAUGAAGCAGCUGCCCGCCGACGACCCGCGCAGCUUCGAGCAGCAGUGGCACGUGCACUGCGCCUACUGCGACGCCGCCUACGACCAGGUCGGGUUCCCGGACCUGGAGCUCCAGAUACACAACUGCUGGCUCUUCUUCCCAUGGCACAGGUUCUACCUCUACUUCCACGAGAGGAUCCUCGGCAAGCUCAUCGGCGACGACACCUUCGCGCUGCCCUUCUGGAACUGGGACGCGCCGGCCGGCAUGACGCUGCCGGCCAUCUACGCCGACAGGUCGUCGCCGCUCUACGACGAGAGGCGCGACCCCGCGCACCAGCCGCCGGCGCUGGUCGACCUUGACUCCAGUGGGUCCGAUACCAAUAUCCCAAGAGACCAGCAGAUCGACGAGAACCUCAAGAUCAUGUACCGCCAGAUGAUUUCGAACGCGAAGAAGACGCUGCUGUUCCUGGGACAGCCGUACCGCGCCGGCGACCAGCCGGACCCGGGCGCCGGCUCCCUGGAGAACGUGCCGCACGGCACGGUCCACGUCUGGACUGGCGACCCAAGGCAGCCCAACUUGGCGGACAUGGGCAACUUCUUCUCGGCGGCGCGCGACCCCAUCUUCUUCGCGCACCACGGCAACAUCGACCGCCUGUGGCACGUCUGGCGCGGCCUCCGCCCGAGCAACACCGACUUCACCGACCCCGACUGGCUCGACGCCGCCUUCCUCUUCUACGACGAGGAGGCCCGCCCCGUGCGCGUGCGCGUCCGGGACUGCCUCGACCCGGCCGCGCUGCGGUACACGUACCAGGACGUCGGCCUGCCGUGGCUCAACGCCAGGCCGGCCAAGGCGUCCGGCGGGACGCCGGCGCCUGCCACCACCGGUACCCUCCCUGCCACCCUGGACAGCACCAUACGGGUGACCGUGACGAGGCCCAGGGUGUCGAGGAGCCGCCGGGAAAAGGACGAGGAGGAGGAGGUGCUGGUCGUGGAGGGGAUCGAGAUCGCCGACCAUUUCAACAAGUUCAUCAAGUUCGACGUGCUGGUGAACGAGCCCGAGGGAGGGGUGGACGGCACGCCGGCGACGGCGACGGGGUACUGCGCCGGGAGCUUCGCGCACACGCCGCACAUGGUCCGGCCCGAGGAGACGAGGAAGGGGUCGGUCAAGACGGUGGCGAGGUUCGGCGUGUGCGACCUGAUGGACGACAUCGGAGCGGACGGCGACCAGACGGUGGUCGUGUCGCUCGUACCCAGGUGCGGCGGUGAGCUGGUCACCGUAGGCGGCGUCAGCAUCAGCUACCUCAAGUGA
Molecule: messenger RNA, 1734 nt
Organism: Triticum turgidum subsp. durum (durum wheat)
Lineage: Eukaryota; Viridiplantae; Streptophyta; Magnoliopsida; Poales; Poaceae
Source: the annotation of a GenBank genome assembly